CUUAACUAUAAGAAGUCUUAUACGUCUAAACUUUAAUUUUGCGCGCUCUACUCAAGAAUAAUGACUAGCAUCAAGCUUGAGGUUGUCUCAGAAGAACGGUCUCUACAUAAAUGGCGUGUUCUCUUGAAAGAAGACGUGUUUGCUUCAUUUAUAUCGAAAGGAGGUCCAAUUGUGCAUAAGGUUUUUGGUGAUAAAUCAUUGUUUGGACCAUUUUUGUUUAAAAAGUUUUUUGAUCCAUCGGAUGCUUUUCCACUUUGGGAAUUUGAACCAGGUGUAUUGUUGGCUCAUCUUCACAACCCUUGUGUGAAUUGGCUCCAAACCGAAGCAUGUUAUGUUCUAAACUCCGAGUUACCAAAACUAGAAAACAACAGCCUACGAGUUUGUGUCGAGAAUGGAAAGGUUUUGGAGAUUAGUGGGCUAUAUAAGCCCAAAGGAGAUUCGCGAGCAACGGAUUGGAGGAGUGGCAAAUGGUGGGAACAUGGCUUUGUUCGAAGACUAGAAUUGCCCGAAAAUGCAGACGGGAAGAAAAUCGAGGCGUAUGUGAACAACAACGACACGGUUUUGGACAUUAGGAUUCCAAAGACUUCAUUGGAAUGUGAUCACAUCCCUCAAGGAAACAAUUUAGUUACCAAAGAAUCUGCAUCUACAAGCACUUGAUAUUAUUAACACAAAAGGUUUUUUUUUUGUUUGUUUAUUGCUUUGUUAAUUCUCUCUUUUUGUUGGUAUUGACAGUAACUACAUACAUAAACAUAUGAGUAUAUGACAACACACUUGAGUACGAUAAAUACAAUACAUUUAUA
Molecule: messenger RNA, 800 nt
Organism: Erigeron canadensis
Lineage: Eukaryota; Viridiplantae; Streptophyta; Magnoliopsida; Asterales; Asteraceae
Product: 21.7 kDa class VI heat shock protein
Exons: 2
Coding region: 61-657 (198 amino acids)
Source: RefSeq, a predicted model, not a curated record